AUUUUUCUAAAUAGUAGAACCGAAUUGCCCACCUCUGACCUAUUAAUCGUUAAUGCCGUGCUCGAGAAAAAGAUCGGUAUUAACGAAAGAAAAUUGAAUGCUGGUGCACUGGUGUAACGUAUAAAAGAGGAGGAGGAGAAGGAAGAGGGGGAGGAGGAGGACAAGGAGGAAGGGACUCGAGGCCCCUUGAUAUGUCGGCAGAGAUGAGCAACACGGUUCUUCCACCUUUUGUUCAAAGGCUGAAAGGCAGAGUAGCCAUAGUGACUGGUGCAGCCGGUGGGAUUGGCCUAGCUGUAGCCAAGCUCUUCCAUCGCCAUGGUGCCAAGGUAUUCAUUGCUGACAUCCAGGACGAUCUUGGCCGGCAUGUUUGCAGUGAAUUGAGUACAAAAGAAGAUCACGUCGCCGAGUAUGUGCACUGUGAUGUGACCAAGGAAGAUGAUAUUCGCAGAGCCGUUGAUACAGCAGUCAAGGUGCAUGGGAGGCUUGAUAUUAUGUUCAGCAAUGUGGGCAUUGCAGAAACUAACUAUCCCAUGCCUAGUUUGGUGGACUAUGACGCAUCCAAAUUUGAUGGAAUCAUGAAUGUGAAUGUAGUUGGUAUGUUUCUAGCUGCCAAGCAUGCUGCAAGGAUAAUGAUCCCAGCAAAGCAGGGCAGCAUAAUCCUGAUGGCAAGCUGUGCCUCACUGAUGGCUGGACUUGGUGGCCAUGGCUAUUGCACCUCAAAGCAUGCAGUAGUGGGACUGACCAAGAGUUUGGCCACAGAACUGGGCAUGAAUGGGAUCCGAGUGAACUGCAUUUCACCAUAUGUCAUGUUCACACCCGGCUCAAGCCGCUUGAUGGGACGUGAUGAAGCUGAGAUUCACAGUUGGGCUGAUCAGUUUGCAAACUUAAAAGGGCUAUCUCUUAAGGUAGAUGACGUGGCAGAAGCUGCACUCUAUUUGGCUGGUGAUGAGUCCAAGUACAUCAGCGGACACAACCUUGUUGUAGAUGGAGGGUUCAGUGUCUCUGAUUCAGCUUGUAACUCAUUCAGGGUAACUCCCUGAUGGAGGGUUUAGUGUGUCCCUUUGACAAUCUUAGCCUGUACUGUUUCAUAGGCUGUAAUAACUCAUAAACACGGGCGUUUGUUGUUAAUGCAUGUCAUGUUCAGUAUGGUUUCACAUUGUUAUCGAGUCUAACUCUGUUGGAGACACAGAGGUAAUGCAAACUAUUGUGAAAGGACAAUUUAGAGUGGGGAAAUUAAUAACCUCAGCAUGAAUAAUCACCAUUUAAUUUCUUUGUGUCUCUCCUUGCGCAAGCUAAAGCUGGGCAGAACUGCCUGUUCAAAUCCA
This is a messenger RNA of Nymphaea colorata (pocket water lily), 1325 nucleotides long. Its product is annotated as secoisolariciresinol dehydrogenase-like. The coding region runs from base 192 to 1040 and encodes 282 amino acids. The transcript has 2 exons. Gene Ontology annotation, molecular function: oxidoreductase activity. NCBI's taxonomy places the organism in Eukaryota, Viridiplantae, Streptophyta, Magnoliopsida, Nymphaeales, Nymphaeaceae. The record is from RefSeq and is a predicted model, not a curated record.